AUGCUACUUGGGUUACAGACUGAUUUAAAAGAUGCAGUUUUGUCUGCAGAUGAACUUGUAGCAAUUAUAGACCAAUUAAGAACUCAUUCUGCAGCAUCUUUUGCUGAUCAAGCCAACAAAAGUGAGUGUUUUUUGGACCUUGUAGAUGAUUUUUCUAAUUGGACAGGUCUUACUAAAGUGCAAUUUCAGGAUUUAUUAAAAUUCGUUCAAGUUAAUGAGCAGGAUGAUGCAAAAAACCGCGUUGUGUUGGGCGCUUAUCUAAUGCACAUGCAUACAGCUUUAGCCGAGAAUAAAAUAGCAGCUUUGCUAUCGAUUUCACAAAGCACUGUGUCGCGUUACAUAUCUCUAGCUCGAGAUCAUUUGCUCCAGAGUUUCGUUCCAAUUUAUUUGAAUAGGGCCGUGAAUCGUGAGAAAGUGUUCCAGGAAUCCACAAAAAUCGCGCGCACUAUCCACGGGAUCUCGGACAGUGACUCAAAAAUCAUGACUGUGUGGGAUGGAACCUACCUUUAUUUGAAUAAAAGCGUCAAUUUUGCAUUUCAACGCGCUACUUUUGGUGGUCAAAAAAAAACUAAUUACGUGAAGCCCAUGCUAGCCGUGACAACGAACGGUUUGAUUAUCGAUGUUUUUGGCCCUGAUGAAUUAUGGGCUGGCAGUGUAGGGGACGGGGAUAUUUUGCAGCAUAUUAUGAGUACUCCAUUGUUUAAAAAUUUUUUUAUAAAAGGAGAUGUGUUCGUGUUAGAUCGGGGGUUCGAAAGGAGGAGGGAAGAUUUAGAGAACCUGGGGUUUGAAGUUUCGAUACCCACAUGCAGUAAAGGUAAAGCACAACUGACGGCAUACGAGGCAAAUCAGAGCCGAUUGUGUACGAAGUUGAGGUGGGUCAUAGAAAGCGUGAACAGUUCCCUUAAACGAUUUAAAUACUUUAAGACUCGAAUCCCGGCGUUGGGAGUGCCUCAUCUUUAUGAUGACGUCAAAAUUGCUGCCGCGGUCCACAAUGCAUUUUUCAAACGUCUCAGUAGUGAUGGUGACGAUCCGCAGGUUGCUGUCAAAAUGCUCCAACAUCUGAACACACCCAACAUUAUCCAAGGGGUUGUGGAGAAAGGAAACUUAAUUCGGCGAACCAGCCAGUUUCAGAUCAUGAAUUCUAGUCAUUUCGAGCAGAUCACAGCGUGGAGCCCCGAAAUUGUGAAAUCUUUUGCCGAGCCGUAUCAGCUUAAAUGGGCAAAAAAUUACAUUUCAGACCACUUUAAUAAAGCUGGCGAUAACCAGUUUUAUAUUAGCAAAGACGACUUAAUGCCAGACUUCAGUGCGCUCAACUUAACCCUCCAGAGCCCUAUAUUUGUGAAAGCAAAACAAGUGUCGCGGCAUAAGUCAAAUAAAGUGUACAACAUUUUCAUCUUGAUCGACGCAGCCACUUCUUCGUCAAAAGCUGUUGUUGGCAGGUACUGCACAUGUCUCAAUGGGGCUAGGACAGUGUGUCCUUGCUCGCAUGUCGUGGCUAUUGUGUGGUACCUUUUCUUUGGUCGGCAUUUGGAAGACCUCGAGUCACCGGCUGCAUUUCUGCAAGAUUGUUUUCCAAUGAUGAAAAGACGGGACAAUCAAGACGACGCAUCGGAGGGCGAUGUCACUUCUGAACAGGAUGAGUAA
Bemisia tabaci is the source of this 1644-nucleotide messenger RNA. RefSeq lists its product as uncharacterized. The record is from RefSeq and is a predicted model, not a curated record. Gene Ontology annotation, molecular function: zinc ion binding. Lineage: Eukaryota; Metazoa; Arthropoda; Insecta; Hemiptera; Aleyrodidae.